Messenger RNA from Cajanus cajan (pigeon pea), 689 nucleotides. RefSeq names its product RNA binding (RRM/RBD/RNP motifs) family protein. NCBI's taxonomy places the organism in Eukaryota, Viridiplantae, Streptophyta, Magnoliopsida, Fabales, Fabaceae. The record is from RefSeq and is a predicted model, not a curated record. Gene Ontology annotation, molecular function: RNA binding.
AAGAUGGGCUACGACGGGCAAGCCCACCUUUGGGUUGGGGUAUUAUGAAUAUGAAUAUCAGAAUAUGGCGAUGCAAUGCACACUGGAAAUGAAUUCGAUGGCGGCCGUAAGAAAAAUAAUGGAGGCCAAUAAAAGCUUGUCGCCAUCUCUUCUAUCUUUUCGUCGGGGAAUUGCUUACAAGCUUUUCGUUGGAGGACUGUCCUUCUACACCACAGAGAAAGCAUUAUCAGAGGCCUUCUCCAAUUAUGGCCAAGUUAUUGAAGCCAAAAUUGUAACAGAUAGGGUGUCAGACAGAUCAAAGGGAUUUGGGUUUGUGACCUUUGCUUCACAAGAUGAGGCUGAGAAUGCCAUAGCAGAGAUGAAAGGAAAGGCAUUAAAUGGACGUGUUAUCUUUGUUGAUUAUGCAAAACCCAAUACCAACACUGGUGGUGGAAUGCCAAUUGCAAGAGGACCUCCUGAACCAACACCAGAUACUUGAUUUUCCCGCAUACCAUAUGAUAUAGUAUAAUGUUUAAUGUACUUGACCAAGAGAUGUGUUAUAAAAUAGUAACAAUCUUUCUUUCAUUAGCUCUUGCUCGGGUAUGUAUAAAACUUUUUUUUUUUUUUUUUCUGAGGAACAUAGAUGUUUUAUUAUGCACACAACGAUUAUAAGCAUUGAUAAGCACAAGUGAUAACUGAAGAAUUCAUGA